AUGCGGUCGGAUGGCGCUGGUAAGCAUGCCCUUGGUCCUUGGAGCCAGAAUUUGAUGCUCACAAUUCGAUCAAUCAGGCUUUUUCUGCUUCAAAUUCCCUUCAUUGCCCUCGCUGCGUCUCUGGUCUUUGGGAAACUGAAGCUUUCUCAUCGUGAUACGUCGAAAGCAUCCAUUCGCCGCGUGGACUUCCUGGGAACUGCCCUGCUCGGCCUAUCUAUCGUCGCCAUUAUCAUCCUACUGGACCGCGGCGGCCACGCCUUCCCCUGGGCCUCGUGGACCACUCUGGUGCUCGGUAGUGCCGGCCUGGGUUCUCUGACAACGUUUGUUUGGGUCGAGCUGCGCGUGGCCUCGGAGCCCAUAUUUCAUUUGGAUAUCCUGCGCCGCCCUAACGUGGCUGCCAGCUACCUCGUCGGAUUUCUGCAGAUCGCGUCGCAGCUGGGCAUGCUGUUCUCCGUGCCGCUUUAUUUCCAGGUCACGCAGCGGGCCUCGGCCACGGUCGCCGGCGGUCAUAUGGUCCCGGCAGUGGUGGGCAACACGUUUGGGGGCUUACUGGCCGGGGUAUUCAUCCGACGAACGGGCCGAUUCAAGUCUCUGCUGAUCGUCGCCGGACUGGUGGCGUCCAUCUCCCACGUGCUCCUCCUGCUGCGAUGGAACGGACGGACCGGGCCGUGGGAAUCGCUAUAUAUAACUCCCGGCGGACUGGGCACCGGAAUCGCAUCCGCGGCGGCGUUUGUCAGUAUGACCGCUCUCCUACAGCCACAGGAGGUGGCAAUGGCGACGAGCGGGUAUAUGCUUCUGGUCAGUCUCGCCAUGACCACCGGCGUGACCCUAACCAACACCGUGCUUGGACUCGGGUUUAAGUCUCAACUCCAGCAACAUCUGCACGGCGAAGGAGCCGCCGAGGUGAGUCUCUCUCCAACGAUGUUGAAGCUUCUCGCUAAUCAUACUAGAUAA
Messenger RNA from Aspergillus melleus, 954 nucleotides. RefSeq lists its product as uncharacterized. Gene Ontology annotation, biological process: basic amino acid transport; transmembrane transport. The record is from RefSeq and is a predicted model, not a curated record. Lineage: Eukaryota; Fungi; Ascomycota; Eurotiomycetes; Eurotiales; Aspergillaceae. Gene Ontology annotation, molecular function: basic amino acid transmembrane transporter activity. The coding region runs from base 1 to 954 and encodes 317 amino acids. Gene Ontology annotation, cellular component: fungal-type vacuole membrane. The transcript has a single exon.